AUGGCCGCAGCAGAAGCCGAAGUCGCAGAUGCGCUCUACAACCUCCGCCUGAGCAUCAAGGCCAGCGCAACACCCAUCCUGACCACGAGCGCCGAACCCACACCCGCCGAUACCGUCGCGGAUCUCGCCGUCGCAACACAUGUCUCCUUCAAUACUGAUUCGGGCGACCACCGAGUGUUUGCGCUGAGCACGCCGACGCGGUUUGCGCCAGACGGCAAGGCGGUUGACUUGCGCAGCUGCUACUUCGCGUGGCUGAACAAGGACGCCUCCGUCACCGACUACUUCGCCGCUGUCCAGACGCUCAACGAGGAGCUGCCGAGCGGCGCGGGAGGCAGCGUGCAGAAUCUCACCUUUGCGCAGAAGAUUGAGCUCAUCGCUUGGUUGAGUGGAGAGACGGAGAGCAGUGAUAGCAUCGCUGCUAUAGAUGGGGGCGCGCUCAGUGCUGCCGCCGGCGAUGCGGCGGCUAUUGCAGGCGGCAAGGGCGUCCCCGUCGAUGGAGGAAGGGGUGCCAAAGUAGGAUCAGCAGGCAAGAUGGUGGAUGCGCGGUUACUGCAGAUCUACGACGGAGAGAGGAAGAUGGGAGACCACAACAGCGUGUUGAGGGGCUCCAAGAACGUCGACUUCUCGCCUUACCGCAAGAUCGCCAGCACAUUCCUCCGCUCACGCCCCGAUGCCAACAAGCUACCCGCACCCCAGCCCGCCCUUGUUGCCAAUCUCCAGAAACGACCUCAACGCCGUCUACAACCCAUCAUCCUCCUCUCCCCAUCCGCCUCCUCCCUCCUGCGCACCUCGAACGCAAAGACAUUCCUCAGCGACGGUGUCUUUGUCCCACCAAACACCACAGACUCGUCCAGCACAUCCGCCUCCGCGAACAUGAUACAAAUCCAACGUCUCCUCCCGUCCAUCUCCUCACAACCCCUGACUUUCAUCUGCGUCGAUUCCACCGCCAGUUUCAAGCCCACAUACUGGGGCCGUGUGGUCGCCAUCUUUACUACUGGCCAGCUCUGGCAGUUCAAGAGCUACAAAUACACACAGCCCGCAGAGUUGUUUGCAAACUACCCGGGCAUAUUCGUCGGCUGGAGUUCUGAAGAGCCGCCAGAGACGGUGAAGCAAUUGGGCAGGGGUGUGCUACCCGUGGGUGUGGAUAAAUGGACAGGCAGUGAAAAGGGCAGAUGGAGGGACAGAGAGGUUGUGGAGAGGAUCUGGGGCAGGAUUGAAGAGGGCAUGCGAAAGAGUGGCUGGACGAGAGACGGACCGGGACUGGCUGGGCAGCAGGGGCGGUAA
Messenger RNA from Alternaria incomplexa, 1284 nucleotides. RefSeq lists its product as uncharacterized. Gene Ontology annotation, biological process: transcription elongation by RNA polymerase II; positive regulation of transcription elongation by RNA polymerase II. The record is from RefSeq and is a predicted model, not a curated record. The transcript has 2 exons. Gene Ontology annotation, cellular component: Cdc73/Paf1 complex. Gene Ontology annotation, molecular function: RNA polymerase II complex binding. Lineage: Eukaryota; Fungi; Ascomycota; Dothideomycetes; Pleosporales; Pleosporaceae. Bases 1 to 1284 code for a protein of 427 amino acids.